CGCCGAAACGUCGAUUGUCUUACUUAACUAUUUAACCAUACCAACCAAAAGACCUUUACCCCUUAGAUUAGCAAGUGGCAUUUUUAUAAACUAAUUUCGACAGUCAAAGCUUUUAUGCCUAGCAAAAGUUUACUCAUUUAAACCAAUUAAUCCUAAACCAGCUGUGCGAUAAAGUUGCUCAUAUAUAUAUUUACUGCAGUUUGAAAGACAUUCCAAUAAUAGAGUAUAAUAGGGCUGGGCGAAUCGUUAGACCUUUCGAAUGUUGUAAUAAAUAAGAGAUAAAAGAUCUUCAUGGGAAAAUUCUUCUAAAUAAAAAUCUUUUGACCCGUUAAUGAAUACUAAAUUGAAAUGUUUGUUAAAUUGACAGGGAUUGCUAUACCGUGAACAGAUAAGGAGUUAAUUGAUAAGAGAUCGUUUCAGAUGUAAAAAAUAAGUAAAUAGAACAAAUUUCCUUGUGUACGUCACCGCACGACUAUGCCUUUCAUCGUGGCUGGCAGUACGUUAGCCAUCACAGCCGUUUCAUUCUCAAUUCAGUACUCGUUCAAAGUCGAAGUCUGUCAGGUCUGAUGCGUAGACGCGGCGUAUACGUGAUGCUGACGCUGUGCGGUGUUCUUACCACCGCUCUAAUCGCUUUUCUUGUGUUAUUCCUCACCGGCGGCCAGGGAGCAAAUGCUUCCGGCGCACCAACUGUAAGGGUGGAACUGUCCCAUAGCCAGGGAGAAGUCCUUGGAAACUAUGGAUUCACAGCUUGGACGAAUCAAAUGUUCAUGCAGUUUCGCGGUAUUCCCUUUGCUGAACCACCAACGGCGGAGCUCCGUUUUCGGCCACCUGUAGCGCGUUCACCAUGGACAGGCACCCUCAACGCACUGAACUUUGGACAGCGCUGCCCCGUGAUAACAAAUCUGGAUGGCCAGUUGUCUGAUGCUGAACUAGAAGAUUGUCUCAAUCUUUCGGUAUACACAAAGAACCUUACUGCUAGCCAGCCUGUAAUGUUUUACAUCUAUGGUGGAGGCUACUACAAUGGCUCUGCUGAGGAUCAUCCUCCGAACUAUAUCCUUGAGAAGGAUGUAGUACUAGUUGUACCCCAGUACCGAGUGGGAGCACUCGGAUGGCUGUCGACAUACACUGAGGAGCUGCCCGGAAAUGCUCCUAUUGCGGAUAUCCUAAUGGCUCUCGAAUGGGUGCAACUCCACAUUAAUCACUUCGGGGGAGAUCCCCAGAAAGUGACUAUUUUUGGACAGAGUGCCGGAGCAGGGGUAGCUAGUUCUUUGCUACUCAGCCCCCAAACUGGUGAUAGUCUGUUCAAGCGAGCGAUUGUGCAGUCGGGUUCGAUUUUCGCUAGCUGGGCUAUUAAUAAGGAUCCAAGGGCACAGUCUAUGCGAAUCUGUGUUCAGCUGGGAUGUUCUCGUUGCGAUGAGGAGGAUCAGCUUGUGGAGUGCUUGCGAAAUGCAAAAGUCCUAGAUGUUUUAAGGAUCACCACAACAGAGUCUUUUUCGCCUAUUGUAGGAGACUUACAGGGCAUCCUGCCACAGCAACCCAGUGAACUGGUAAAGAGCUACCGCAGACAAAUUCCCUUGCUGACAGGAUUCACUCAACACGAUGGCUCCUUCGUUCUAGCAAGCUAUUAUGAUGCUCUAGCUGCGAAAGUUUCUAAUGUGAGUUCGUUGACUGUUCGGCAAUUUUCCCAGGGUAUCUACGAUUUGAAUAAUGACACAUCGGGACUCACGGGUAACACUUUAAAUCGAUUGCUCUUUAAGCGUGAGAUUCUCAACAGUCAUGAUCACUCUGCUGCAGUUCCCUCAUACUUCGAUCUGACUUCUACAAUCUUUAUGAAAUCCCCAGUCAUAACCCUGGCCACCAGAAUCCAUACCCUUCAACCUUCUACGCCAGUGUAUCUCUACAGCUUUGAGUACGAGGGAAAAUACACUCGCUUUGGCUAUGAGUUCGGCAACUCGCACUAUCCUUUCAAUGGCGGAGUUCAUCACUCCAACGACAAUAUCUAUCUGUUUGCCACCCAUACCCUGGAGGGACAGGAUAUGCAGAUGUCUAAAAAAAUGGUUGAGGUGUGGACAUCGUUUGCCAUCGAUGGUAUUCCUAGCGAACUCAGUCCACUAACUAGUGCAAGUGGACCUUACAAUCAACUUAACUUGGAGAUAACUAAAGAAGAAGAUUUGUUGGAAACCCUGACGUCCGCGAUUGACGAUCCUGAAAAUGGAAGACUACAGCGAGAAGAUAUGGAGUUUUAGUGGUGUGCCAUUCGAUAGCUAAUUGAGACAAUAAAAAUAUUUGCUGUUUAAGGUUAAGAUAUAAAUUAAAGGGAAAUAGUUUAAAGUUUAAAACAUA
Messenger RNA from Drosophila eugracilis, 2343 nucleotides. Its product is annotated as juvenile hormone esterase. The coding region runs from base 567 to 2246 and encodes 559 amino acids. The record is from RefSeq and is a predicted model, not a curated record. The transcript has 5 exons. NCBI's taxonomy places the organism in Eukaryota, Metazoa, Arthropoda, Insecta, Diptera, Drosophilidae.